Messenger RNA from Porites evermanni, 1181 nucleotides. Lineage: Eukaryota; Metazoa; Cnidaria; Anthozoa; Scleractinia; Poritidae. The record is from the annotation of a GenBank genome assembly.
AUGACGCAGAUGCCAAUUUCUGUCAAGCGUGUGGGGUUCCCACUGCGCCCUUGGUGUCAGCUGUUCCCCGUGGCAGGGGUCCUGUGGAUGAGAAGGUUAUUCAAGAGCGUUUUCAAGAGUUUAGGUCUUCGUUUGAGCGUCGGCCCUAUCAACGUCAAAAGUCAGCCCUUGAGCAGCAGUUAUCUACGUUUCUCGCGUCAGUUUCCCCGCCUAAAACAAUUUCAUCUUGUACGGUAGACGACGUUAUUAAGUUUCUCAUUUAUAAAGAUUCGUCGGGGCGAACAGUGGUUCAUGUCCCCACAUGUUCCGGAGAGGCUUGCGCCUGCCCCCGCCGUUUAGCCGCUGGCACCGUUGACUCCCUGCUUGGAAAGCUCAAGUCCAUCUUUAAUAAACUUGGUCGCAUCGACCACACUAAUCCUAUCGCGCAUCCUCGCAUCAAGGAAUACUUGAACUUUGUUCGCGUCGAACAGGCGGGUAUGGCUAUUUCGCCUUCGCAAGCUGUGCCAUUGUUCUUUGUUAAGUUCCAGAAUUUAAUUGCUCAUUUACGGGGAAAAAUUGUUGAUAGUCAAUCAUUGUCUAGAAUUAGUCAGUAUAUUUUGGUUAGGGAUGCUACCUUUUUUGUAAUAGAUUUCUUUACGGGCGACAGGGCAUCGGAUUUGGGUCGCCUAUUAGCCAGCCAGGUUUUUAAAUUAAAAGAUCGUGAGGGUUACUUGUUGCGUUUUACCUUUUCUAAAACUUUGCGUAAAGACCCCCCUCGUUCUUUCGCCUUGGUUCCCUUUUGCAAAACAGACGUGUGCCCGGUUAAUUGGAUAACUUAUUAUCUCUCUGUGUGCGAUUUACUUAAGAUCCGCUUAGCUUCGGGUUUUUUCUUUCGGGCUUCUGACCGCAGUAGAGAUAUUAGUCCCAGGCCUUUCGUCGGCUCGGCUGUUAAUAACCGUCUUCGGGGGUAUCUCACCGAAGCUAAGCUUCAUGACGGCGAAACCCCUCAUAGUUUCCGGGUGGGUUUGUCUACUACUUUGAGAUUGCUAGGUUGUUCUCAACAGCAGGUUGCACAGUAUAUAGGUUGGAAGAGUGGGGAGAUGGCUCAACAUUAUUCCCGUUCGUCUGAUGCGGCGGCGUCUCUCACGAUCUUCGAGAAAGUCCUUCCUAGUGCUACUGGUUUGGUCACAGUGCCUGUGUCU